Hevea brasiliensis (rubber tree) is the source of this 891-nucleotide messenger RNA. RefSeq lists its product as uncharacterized. The record is from RefSeq and is a predicted model, not a curated record. Lineage: Eukaryota; Viridiplantae; Streptophyta; Magnoliopsida; Malpighiales; Euphorbiaceae. Bases 56 to 682 code for a protein of 208 amino acids. The transcript has a single exon.
UCUUCUACCCUCUUCAAAGCAAAGAUCUUGGAGCAUAGAUUCUAUCAACCCCAAAAUGGCCUCCUCUAAGCUCAGAAGCUCAUGCUCUUUCCCAAAUCUUCUCCUCUCGUGUUUAAAUUUUACCCUGUUUAUCCUCUCCUCAGCCUCUCUUGCACCCAUUAUUCUCCUAAAAAUGCCACCAACUUCUCUAGGCUUGGCAUUACUUACAGUUUCUUGCAUCUCCCUUCUCUGCUCGUUUGUCGGAUUUUACUCUCAGCUAAGUCAUUUCUGUUUCGUAACCCACAUUUCGCUUCACUUUGCCUCUUUGAUUGGACAAGUACUAAGCAUAUUAGUCUUAUUUACAAGAGAAAAAUCAAGCCUUUCAAUGCUCAAAUCCCCAAGAGACCCCAGAGAGGCGAAGCUUUUAGUGAGAAUAGAAUGUGGGGUUUUAAUGGCAAUGUUUAUUCUGCAGGUAAUGGUGUUAGCUUUGAGCUGCGCUGUACAUAACUGUUGGGUAAGAGAUUAUGAAAGUUUGGAUGCAGAAAGAGAGGCUGCAGCGAAAAAGAGAAGCAGAAAGAUUGCAAGAGUACAAGAGGAGUCCAUGGCAAAUGCAGCCAAAAUUGCGGAGAUAAAAGCCAAGGAAUUUGAUGAGAAGAUGAAGAGCAAAUAUGGGCAAUGGGUUAAAACUGAUUUUGAGGGAUAAAAUUAUAAAUGCCACAUUUGUGUGUGUGUGUGUUUUUCUUCCUUCUACUGCUGAUCUCUUCAUCUUUUUGGGGUCACUGCUGUAGUGGCCACUGUAGCAGUGGGUAUUACUUUGUGAGUUGGCCUUUUAUAUAUGUAUGAAUGUGCUUGUGGAAAAUCAAUUAUUUCUUGAAUUUAAGAAGUGAGUCAAUGAUUUGCUCACUUCCGUCA